AUGAUGGACCUGAAAGUGGACGAGGAAGAGGUGGACAGCGGGCAACCGGUGAGCAUCCAGGCCUUUGCCAGCAGCUCCACCCUGCACGGGCUCUCGCACAUCUUCUCGUACGAGCGGCUGUCGCUGAAGCGCGUGGUCUGGGCACUUUGCUUCCUGGGCUCCCUGGCACUGCUCGCCCUCGUCUGCACCAACCGCAUCCAGUACUACUUCCUGUACCCUCAUGUCACCAAGCUGGAUGAGGUGGCGGCCACCAGGCUCACCUUCCCUGCUGUCACCUUCUGCAACCUCAACGAGUUUCGCUUCAGCCGAGUGACCAAGAAUGACCUGUACCAUGCUGGAGAGCUCCUGGCCUUGCUCAAUAACAGAUAUGAGAUCCCAGACAUCCAGACAGCCGACGAGAAGCAACUGGAAAUCCUGCAGGACAAGGCCAACUUCCGAAACUUCAAGCCCAAACCUUUCAACAUGCUGGAAUUUUAUGACCGGGCUGGCCACGACAUCCGGGAGAUGCUGCUGUCCUGCUUCUUCCGUGGGGAGCAAUGCACCCCUGAAGACUUCAAAGUGGUCUUCACUCGCUAUGGGAAGUGCUACACCUUCAAUGCGGGGCAGGACGGGAAGCCCCGGCUCAUCACUAUGAAGGGGGGCACUGGCAAUGGCCUGGAGAUCAUGCUGGACAUCCAGCAGGACGAGUACCUGCCAGUGUGGGGGGAAACAGAUGAGACCUCGUUCGAAGCCGGGAUCAAGGUGCAGAUCCACAGCCAGGAUGAGCCUCCACUGAUCGACCAGCUGGGCUUUGGGGUGGCUCCCGGCUUCCAGACCUUUGUGUCCUGCCAGGAGCAGCGGCUCAUCUACCUGCCACCUCCCUGGGGCGACUGCAAGGCCGUGGCGGGCGACUCGGAGUUCUAUGACACCUACAGCAUCACGGCCUGCCGGAUCGACUGCGAGACACGCUACCUGGUGGAGAACUGCAACUGUCGCAUGGUGCACAUGCCAGGCGAUGCCCCUUACUGCACCCCGGAGCAGUACAAGGAGUGCGCGGAUCCGGCCUUAGAUUUCCUGGUGGAGAAGGACAACGAGUACUGCAUCUGCGAGAUGCCCUGCAACAUGACCCGCUACGGCAAAGAGCUCUCCAUGGUCAAGAUCCCCAGCAAGGCCUCGGCCAAAUACCUGGCCAAGAAGUACAACAAAUCAGAGCAGUACAUCGGAGAGAACAUCCUGGUGUUGGAUAUCUUCUUUGAAGCCCUGAACUACGAGACGAUCGAGCAGAAGAAGGCGUACGAAGUGGCCGGUUUGCUGGGUGACAUUGGAGGGCAGAUGGGGCUGUUCAUUGGGGCCAGCAUCCUCACAGUGCUGGAGCUGUUUGACUACGCCUAUGAGGUGAUAAAGCACCGGCUGUGCCGGCGGGGCAAGUGCCGCAAGAACCACAAGAGGAACAACACAGACAAGGGCGUCGCGCUGAGCAUGGACGACGUGAAGCGCCACAAUCCCUGUGAAAGCAUACGGGGGCACCCAGCAGGCAUGACGUACGCAGCCAACAUCCUACCUCACCACCCGGCCCGGGGCACCUUUGAGGACUUCACCUGCUAA
Messenger RNA from Cinclus cinclus, 1584 nucleotides. It is a transcript of the gene ASIC1, whose product is annotated as acid sensing ion channel subunit 1. Gene Ontology annotation, cellular component: membrane. The record is from RefSeq and is a predicted model, not a curated record. NCBI's taxonomy places the organism in Eukaryota, Metazoa, Chordata, Aves, Passeriformes, Cinclidae. Gene Ontology annotation, biological process: sodium ion transmembrane transport. The coding region runs from base 1 to 1584 and encodes 527 amino acids. The transcript has 11 exons.